This is a messenger RNA of Tetrapisispora phaffii CBS 4417, 228 nucleotides long. It is a transcript of the gene SSS1, whose product is annotated as translocon subunit SSS1. Gene Ontology annotation, biological process: post-translational protein targeting to membrane, translocation; protein targeting. Gene Ontology annotation, cellular component: membrane; Ssh1 translocon complex. NCBI's taxonomy places the organism in Eukaryota, Fungi, Ascomycota, Saccharomycetes, Saccharomycetales, Saccharomycetaceae. The record is from RefSeq and is a predicted model, not a curated record. Bases 1 to 228 code for a protein of 75 amino acids. The transcript has a single exon. Gene Ontology annotation, molecular function: transmembrane protein transporter activity.
AUGUCUAAAGAAAGCAAAGAAAACGCUAACAGUCCAAUUGAAAAAUUAGCUGGUACCCCAUUAGAAUUCGUCAAGGAAGGUACUCAGUUCAUAAAUAAAUGUAAGAAACCUGACACCAAGGAAUACACAAAGAUCAUCAGAGCUGUCGGUUUAGGUUUUGUUGCUGUUGGUGUCAUUGGUUAUGCUAUCAAGUUGAUCCACAUUCCAAUCAGAUACUUAAUUGUUUAA